AUGAAACUUGUUGUCUCGUGCUCUUCCGUACAAACAAUAGUCGAUAUCCUGGAUGAAUCUGAAGGAGAAAACUCUAUUUCCACUCUUGGACAACUUCGUGAGCGGAUUGCAGCAGACAACGAUGUGGAUGCAGAAACAAUGAAGCUGCUCCAUAGAGGAAAGUUCCUCCAAGGCGAAGCGGACGUCUCAUUGUCCACUAUUAACUUCAAAGAGAACGAUAAAAUCAUUGUGAUGGGUGGAAAGAAUGCAAUGGCCGAUGACGCCGGUUUCAAAAUGCUCAUGCAAUACGAGAAGCAUAAUCUCAGCAACCUUCAGAAGACUUAUGAUGUCAAUCUGAAGGACGUUGCCGAUCUGGAACGGGGCUUUUUAGAAAAACCGAAGCAAGUCGAGAUGGGAAAGAAACUAGAGAAGAAAGUGAAAUUUUUCAAUGAAGAAGCAGAACGGCACCUGGAGACGCUUGACGGUAUGAACAUUAUCACGGAUGCAACUCCAGAUAAUCAAGCGAAGCGUAACCGCGAGAAACGCAAAACUCUCAUCAAUGGAAUCCAAACUCUCUUGAACCAAAACGACGCCCUUCUCCGGAGACUUGAGCAAUAUAUGUCUAUCCUAAACGGAGAUAUUCUUGAAUAA
Molecule: messenger RNA, 630 nt
Organism: Caenorhabditis briggsae
Lineage: Eukaryota; Metazoa; Nematoda; Chromadorea; Rhabditida; Rhabditidae
Gene: Cbr-bag-1
Product: Protein CBR-BAG-1
Exons: 3
Coding region: 1-630 (209 amino acids)
Molecular function (GO): protein-folding chaperone binding
Source: RefSeq, a predicted model, not a curated record